UAGAAGUCGCAUGUGCCUGUCUGUCAGACAGUCGGUCCUUCUCUCUCCGUCUCAAUUGUGUGCGUCUAUCUGUGCUCUAUUUGGUGUAUGUUCGUGGAUCAGUUAGUCCGUCUGUUCCUUUGGCGGUCUGGUGCUCUAACUUCGUAUUACACAGCAUGCGGAACUUCUUGUUUAUCUAAUCAUUUACUGAAGUUAGUGGUGCUACCAGGCUACUUUAAGGACCAUUGUGGGUCUUGCUAUUGUUGUCAUCAGCAACUUUGUAUUGCGGUGACCACUACCUUCUUUGCCUGCCCCGCUCGUCAUUCAUAGGAUCGACAUAAACAUGAGCUGACAGAGAGUCACACAGAAAAUCUUGAUACUAUGGAAAGUGGGAAUUGCGCGGGGUUUUCCAUUCGAUCUUCUCGGAUAACUAUCUGUCUGGGGCUAGUAGAAUGCCAAUUAGAAAAGUGCCUUUGAUAAGCCAAGUAAGCUUUUUUUCUCUUUCUUGUGCUAAAGGAAAGUUUCAUUGAAGACCGGCUGUCGGCAGUCCCACUGUUGACCAGCACAGGGUGUCACACAGUGCGUACGAAACCCCGAAUUCACAGUCGUCAUUGGUUAUAGCUGUUGGCUUACAAAAUCACCCACGUUGGGAUCCGGCAAUUUAGAUCUUAUUUCAGGACCAGUGAGAUCACCUUCAAUUCGCUUGCUAAACAACUAACAUCUGAAUUCGCGAGAUAUUAUUGUUUGUUGAGAUUUUGUUGGUGAGAACGGUCCAGUGUCCUAUGGAAUCGUUUUUGUUCGGACACGUUGAUUGUGUUGCGGCGCUUCCUGCUAUAGACUGAUGCGCCAAGUCGGUAAACGCCGAUUGUACAUGGGGGCUCCCAAAUCACGUGUUUCGCAAAACUCGUACGACUUCGAACGAACUUAGUUAACAAAUACACUGAUACCCAAAGCGGUUUUUGCUGUACCACCGCAAGAGAGCCCAAACGGACAACAGUGACAAAAGUUCUGAGCCUGUUAUAUUGUGUCGGUCGGUGAAGUACUAUAAAAAAAAAAACGAAGAAGAUUCAUUAGUCAUCAGUGCUUAAACUACACUGGACACGCGACCCCAUUUACCUUUAAAGUUCUACAGAAUCUUCUGUACGGGGUACAACGACUGUUAUGUAUUCAUCGGCUUUCGCCGUAGCCCUACUGGGCACAACCUAUUUAGUCGGAGCGGCAUUCGAAAACAGCGAAUUUGAAGCGGUACCUGCAGGUACAAGCACACCCGGAAAUGAAGUGCAAUCAACCGCAAAGGCCAUCCUGGCAACUGGCGUGAUUGUCCCAUCGAACGGAGGCAGCAGCGGGGGCGAUAACUUAACGGUUCAGGCUCUAGAGGAGAUUGAGGGUCGCGUGCGGGUUCCCGUUGGUACGAGCCGCUCGCAGGGUUGUCGCUCGUUCCAGGGAGGGGUGGGCCAGUGCGUUGCUUACUCCGAAUGCGAUGUAGCGUUCGAAAAUGAGUUUUUUGCGCGAAGCAGCCUUUGCGGAUUUUCCAACCGACGACCACUAGUCUGCUGUCCUCAUAAAACAUAUGGUUAUGGGCCAUCUAGUUUCCAGACUCCGUUCUUUCCAAAUCUCCCCGAGACCUUUUUUCAGCAAAAUCCGUUUGCAAAUUCUUUCUUUUACACACCAACGCCAGCGUCAUUUUAUCCGCAACAGCAGCAACCGCCACAGCCGGUUCUUGGCUAUCACCAACCAUCGUAUAACCCUGGCUACCACCCUGGCUUCAACUCCGGCGGCUUCAGCUUACACCCACCUUAUGGUAAUGGUUUCUCGUUCAGACCUGCUACAUACCGACAGCCACCGGGGCAAACCUCAUCCUUACAGUUCUACCACAAUCAUCCACAACCUCCAAAUUACUACCACAGUACGUACAACCACAACAACGAAAACAGCCAGGUGCCCCGUCCAGCCCCCUACAACAACAACCAACGUCCCCAGUAUUUAGGUGGAGGUAGUAGUGGCAUAUUUGACGGAGGUAACGCUGGAAAUCCUGCAGGAGGUUAUGGAAAUACACGCAACGUCAAUAACCAGAAUCCGUCCUCAUUCCACGCUGGUUAUGCAGGUUACCAGUCCUCGCAGUUUGCUCGACCACAACAGUCCAAUUAUCAACAGCCGACAUAUCUGGGUCGACUUCCAUCUGUAAGCCAGCCGCGACCGUCCUCGAACCAGUUCGGUUUACCAUUGCCGUACAACCCAUCGACAGCUAGCGAAGCCCCACUGCUUCAGCCCAACUCAACACUGAAUUCGCCAUACUGCGGCCUGGCAAAUUCGACUACGAAAAGAAUCGUCGGAGGUCGAGAGGCCGCCGUAGGUGCUUGGCCGUGGCUUGCUUUGCUGUUUGUCGACGUCUCGGGAAGUGGGUAUAAGGCGCCACUCUGCGGAGGUGCCCUGAUCGAUCCGACGCACGUACUGACCGCAGCGCACUGUGUUAACCUUAUGGGGAACGUGAUUCCAGCGCAUCGUUUCACAGUACGACUGGGUGAACAUGACUAUUUGGGCGUCGAUGAUGGAGCAAACCCAGUAAAUAUCGACGUCAGCCGCGUCUUUAGUCAUCCACAAUUCAACAACCGUACAUACUUGAAUGAUAUUGCCAUCUUGAGAUUACAACGACCGACAUUGUACGGACAAGGAAUCGCUCCUAUCUGUGUUCCUACGACGAAAGGCGACGAUGCAGAGUACAGGGGUAGCGCUACGGUAGCUGGAUGGGGCGAACUGUAUUACGAUGGUCCAGCGAGUUCGAUUCUGCAAGAGGUUACCGUUCCUAUUCAAACGUUAGAUACGUGCAAGGAAGCUUUUAAGCGGACCGUUAUCAAAUUUAACGAGAAUUAUCUUUGCGCCGGAAGUCUACAGGGAGAUCGAGACACGUGUCGGGGUGACUCCGGCGGGCCGUUGAUGAUGCUCAACGAUCAGCGUCGGUAUGCUGUAAUUGGCAUAACCUCAUUCGGACGGAGAUGCGCUGAAAAAGGCUAUCCAGGGUCAUAUACGCGCGUAGCUAAGUAUCAGGACUGGAUUCGGAGCGUCGUAGAACAGUCCUAGAAAAUAGGGAGUCCGACUUGCAAGGAAACUUGGACUUUUUUGACUGGCGGCAGGGGAAAUGAAAAGCUGAAUUCUAUGAGAUAUUUCAGGUAUCGUUACGAUUUCAGCAUAGUAAUAGUCUCAAGAGCUAAAAGGAAUGAAGAGCGACUGAAGUUCUUAACUUAAACGGAAAUGUAGUCCAAGAAACAAUGAACCAAAUGCAAUCAUGUUGCAAUUAAGGCUCUUACUUAGAUUAGCCUGUGCUAAGGUAAAUAUAGCAUUUUAUGAGCUGGGUUUUAACCGGCAAAAAGUUUAACUGUCUGCUAAGCAAAAAUUGUUUAUGUUAACCGAGUACUGUAUCGGUCAUUGUUUACUAUCUGUGAUGAUUGUUAUAAAAAUAAUAACAAAGUAAUAAUAAAAUGUACCUAUUAAAAGUAAUUACAAGAAAAAAUGCAAAAUAUUCCUUGACCAGUGUCAUAUGCAUUUUCUUUAAUUAAAAGGAAUAUAUUAUGAUGUGGAAAAUAUAGACGAGAAAAUGAAACUUUGCAAAAAAUUGCCAGACAAUGAGAAAUGUCCUUUUUCUUUGGCCCCAUUGAUGUUGAGUGCUGUUAGGUGUAGAGCCUAAUACGGACAGAGAUUGUAUGU
This is a messenger RNA of Varroa destructor (honeybee mite), 3681 nucleotides long. RefSeq lists its product as uncharacterized. Gene Ontology annotation, biological process: proteolysis. The record is from RefSeq and is a predicted model, not a curated record. Gene Ontology annotation, molecular function: serine-type endopeptidase activity. Lineage: Eukaryota; Metazoa; Arthropoda; Arachnida; Mesostigmata; Varroidae.